AUGGGUAAGACACAAAAGAAGAAUAGUAAGGGUCGUUUAGAUAGGUACUAUUAUCUAGCCAAGGAGAAAGGUUAUCGUGCUCGUUCAUCCUUUAAGAUUAUUCAAAUUAAUGAAAAGUAUGGCCAUUUUCUAGAGAAAUCGAAAGUCGUUAUUGAUCUGUGUGCUGCUCCUGGUUCGUGGUGUCAAGUUGCAUCCAAGCUCUGCCCUAUUAACUCUUUGAUUAUUGGGGUGGAUAUCGUUCCGAUGAAGCCGAUGCCCAAUGUAAUUACUUUCCAAAGUGACAUCACCACUGAAGAUUGUAGGUCAAAGUUGAGAGGCUAUAUGAAGACCUGGAAGGCUGAUACAGUAUUACACGACGGUGCUCCUAACGUCGGUUUGGGUUGGGUUCAAGAUGCUUUCACGCAAUCUCAGUUAACUUUGCAAGCUUUAAAGUUGGCUGUGGAAAAUUUAGUUGUAAAUGGUACAUUUGUUACUAAGAUUUUCAGGUCAAAGGAUUAUAAUAAAUUAAUUUGGGUUUUUCAACAAUUGUUUGAAAAAGUUGAAGCCACAAAACCACCUGCAUCAAGAAAUGUUUCUGCAGAAAUCUUCGUUGUGUGUAAAGGCUUUAAAGCACCAAAACGAUUAGAUCCAAGAUUGCUGGAUCCAAAGGAAGUUUUUGAAGAAUUACCAGAUGGGCAACAGAACAUGGAGUCCAAAAUUUACAAUCCUGAAAAAAAAGUUAGAAAAAGACAAGGUUAUGAGGAAGGGGACAAUUUAUUAUACCAUGAAACCUCAAUUUUAGAUUUUGUGAAGACUGAAGACCCAAUAAGCAUGCUUGGAGAGAUGAAUAAGUUCAUUAUUGAUAAGGAUGAUCAUGAAUGGAAGAUCUUGAAGAAAUUGAAGCAAACCACGGAUGAAUUUCAUUCUUGUAUUGAGGACCUAAAGGUUUUAGGUAAGAAAGAUUUCAAAAUGAUUUUAAGAUGGAGAAAGAUAGCUAGAGAAAUCUUGGGUAUCGAAGUGAAGGACGAAGCGAAGACUGAAAUUGAAGUGGUGCCGUUAACAGAAGAAGAGCAGAUUGAAAAGGACUUGCAAGGUUUACAGGAGAAACAGCGUCUAAAUAUCAAGCGUGAAAGAAGAAGAAAGAAUGAAAUGAAGCAAAAGGAACUACAAAGAAUGCAAAUGAACAUGAUAACUCCCACCGAUAUUGGUAUUGAAGCCGCAAGUUUGGGUAAAGAGUCGUUAUUCAAUUUGAAAACUGCAGAAAAGACUGGUAUCCUAAACGACUUAGCAAAGGGUAAAAAAAGGAUGAUUUUCACUGACGAUGAAUUAGCAAAAGAUAACGAUAUCUACAUUGAUGAAAAUAUUAUGAUCAAAGAUAAGGAUUCCGCAGCUGAUGCAGAUGAUUUAGAAAGUGAGUUGAAUGCAAUGUACAGUGAUUAUAAAACUAGAAGAUCGGAAAGAGAUGCUAAGUUCAAAGCCAAACAAGCACGUGGUGGUGACAAUGAGGAAGAAUGGGUCGGUUUCGAUGAAGUAAGUGCAGAAAAAGGAGAAGAAGAAAAGAAUAACUUUAUUGAAGAUGUCGAAGGAGAUUCCGAUGAUGAUGAGGCCAUCACCAACUUGAUCAGUAAAUUGAAAGGACAAAAUGGAGAUCAUAAGUUGAGUAGUAAAGCACGUAUGAUUUUCAAUGAUCCGAUAUUUAACAAUGUUGAGCCAGAUUUACCAACAAGUACCAUUAAUGAUGGUAUAAUGAGUUCUGAGGCAGUCGGUGAUAUUUCCAAAUUACACAAGAAAAGAAAACAUGAAGAGGUACAACAGGAACAAGAAGAAGCGGAUUCUUCAGAUGAAAGUUCAAGUGAUGACUCUGACUUCGAGAUUGUAGCAAAUGAUAAUGUAUCAGAAGACUUUGAUUCUGAUUAUGAUUCAGAGGAAGAAAAAAAUCAAACAAAGAAGGAAAAGCAUUCCAGAGAUAUUGACAUCGCCACUGUUGAAGCCAUGACCUUAGCACAUCAGUUAGCAUUGGGUCAGAAGAAUAAGCAUGAUCUUGUCGAUGAAGGGUUCAAUAGAUAUACAUUCCGUGACACCGAAAAUUUGCCAGAAUGGUUUUUGGAAGACGAAAAGGAGCAUUCCAAGAUAAAUAAGCCAAUUACUAAGGAGGCAGCGAUGGCAAUUAAGGAAAAAAUAAAGGCAAUGAACGCUCGUCCUAUCAAGAAGGUUGCUGAGGCCAAGGCAAGAAAAAGAAUGCGUGCUGUGGCUCGUUUGGAGAAGAUUAAAAAGAAGGCUGGUUUAAUCAACGAUGAUUCUGACAAGACAGAAAAGGACAAGGCCGAAGAAAUCUCUAGGCUGAUGCGUAAGGUUACCAAAAAACCACAGACAAGGCCAAAGGUUACUCUGGUUGUUGCCUCAGGUAGGAACAAAGGUUUAGCGGGUAGACCAAAGGGCGUUAAGGGUAAGUAUAAGAUGGUUGAUGGUGUUAUGAAAAAUGAGCAAAGAGCCUUGAGACGUAUCGCAAAGAAGCAUCAUAAGAAAAAAUAG
This is a messenger RNA of Saccharomyces mikatae IFO 1815, 2511 nucleotides long. It is a transcript of the gene SPB1, whose product is annotated as 27S pre-rRNA (guanosine2922-2'-O)-methyltransferase. Gene Ontology annotation, cellular component: preribosome, large subunit precursor; nucleus; nucleolus. The record is from RefSeq and is a predicted model, not a curated record. Gene Ontology annotation, biological process: maturation of 5.8S rRNA from tricistronic rRNA transcript (SSU-rRNA, 5.8S rRNA, LSU-rRNA); maturation of LSU-rRNA from tricistronic rRNA transcript (SSU-rRNA, 5.8S rRNA, LSU-rRNA); rRNA methylation. The coding region runs from base 1 to 2511 and encodes 836 amino acids. Gene Ontology annotation, molecular function: rRNA (guanine) methyltransferase activity; rRNA (uridine-2'-O-ribose)-methyltransferase activity. Lineage: Eukaryota; Fungi; Ascomycota; Saccharomycetes; Saccharomycetales; Saccharomycetaceae. The transcript has a single exon.